GCCGAGAAAACAAACACCUGAUAGGUUGUCCGUAUUUUUUUAUUCUCUCUAAUUCUCAUCAAGCACUUUGCACCGGGUACCAACAUUUUCUUUCCCAUUUCUGCACUUGCAUCACACAACAGUGCGACUGUUGAUCUAGAUGGACUGUGCACUAUGGGGCAGCGGGGAUUCCGACGGUUACAACGUAUCUUUGGAGGAGUGGAACCCAAGAACUACCAUCCAUGCUGCCUGCAUGUGUCUGUCUCCGUCCAUCUAGUCCUUGACCAUGCGGGACCACCCCCAUAUUACAUACUCGUAUCAGACCCAGGGAUGCUCGCCUCCUCCGUCUUUAGGUUGGGUCCUUCCUUAUUGAAGCCAUGCCGGCCGGCCGUGGUACGGGAUAAGGACCACAUGGUUGGAGAUUGGAGACAGUCAACCAAGCUUCCUGGGCCUAUAUAAGCCUUGCCUACCUGCAUGAGACACUGCUCCCAAGCUCUUGCCCUUUUCCGAUCUACGCGCGCCACAAGACUGCUGUCUUCCCUUGCACACCUGUCUAUCUUUUAAUAGAGGAGACACAAUCCAGAAGUCAAGAAGCAAGCACAACAGGUUGCUCAACCACCCACCCACCAUGAGCAACACCGGCACUCUCAACGCCGAGGCCGUGGCCAAAGCCCAUGUGCCCGAGGCUGCCAUCCAGGGAACUGAGAAGGAGAUCAUGGCCGGCCGCGGCUCAAUGGACGUGAGCCGCGUCAAGUCGCACUCGCGCCCAGCCACCGCCCAACAAGAUGCCAUCGCCGACACCUCGGACGACGAGUCGUACGCCGACAAGCCCACCGAGGAGGAGCUCCAGACUCUUCGUCGCGUUUCUGGCAAGAUUAAGUGGUCUCUCUACACCAUCGCCUUUGCCGAGCUGUGCGAGCGUUUCUCGUACUACGGAUCUGCCGUCCUUUACACCAACUUUGUUGUCAAGAAGUUGCCUGAUGGCCACCCCACUGGUGCCAACCCGGAUCCGAACGGUACCACUGGAGCUCUCGGCAGGGGCCCGGCUGUUGGACAGGCAGUCUCGCUGCUCAACCAGUUCCUUGCCUACAUCUUCCCCCUGGUCGGCGCCUACGUCGCCGACGCACGUCUCGGCCGUUACGUCACUAUCCACAUCGCCAUCGGUGUCUCUACCAUUGCUCACGCUAUCCUGACCGCCGCCUCUGCCCCUGAAGUUCUCAAGAACCCUGACACCUCCUUCGGCGUCUUUUUCCUCGGUCUCCUCUGCCUCUGCAUCGGUACCGGUUUCUUCAAGGCCAACAUCUCGCCCCUGCUUGCCGAGCAGAACGAGGACACUCGCCACCGUGUUGAGACCUUGCCGUCGGGCGAGCGUGUCAUCGUCGACCCGGCCAUCACCAACACCCGUAUCUUCUUGUGGUUCUACUUUGCUAUCAAUAUUGGUGCUGUCACUGGACAGAUCUCCAUGGUCUUUGUUGCCAAGCACUACGGCUUCUGGCUGGCUUUCCUCUUGCCCACAGUCCUGUUCCUUCUGGCCCCGCUGAUCCUGUGGACCAACAAGAAGAACUACCGCCUUACUCCGCCUACCGGAUCCGUUCUGUCCAAGUUCCUCAAGCUUUGGAUGUUCUGCAUCAAGCGCCAGGGUCUGUUCAAGGUCAGCCUCGAUGCCGGUAAGCCCUCCAACGUCCCCGUUGAGGAGCGCCCAGCAUGGAUGACCUACGACGAUGCCUGGGUUGAUGAGGUCAGGCGUGGUCUCUUGGCCUGCAAGGUCUUCCUCUUCCUGCCCAUCUUCCACCUGGCAUACAACCAGAUGACCAACAACCUGACCACCCAGGCCAGCACCAUGGUCCUCAACGGCGCUCCCAACGAUCUGAUCCAGAACUUGAACCCUAUCUCUAUCGUCAUCAUGGUUCCCAUCUUUGACAAGUUCCUCUACCCCGGCCUGCGCAAGAUCGGCUUCAACUUCACUCCCAUCAAGCGUAUGACCUGCGGUUUCUUCUUCGGCGCCUUCUCCAUGGUCGCUGCCGCCGUCAUGCAGCACUACAUCUACACCAUGUCGCCCUGCGGCAUGUUCGCCACCUCGGACUGUGAGGCGGGACCUGCGCCAAUCAACGUCUGGGCUCAGUGCCUGCCUUACAUUCUCGUCGGUAUCUCGGAGAUCUUUACCAACGUCACCUCGUACGAGUACGCUUUCUCCAAGGCCCCUGAGAACAUGAAGUCGCUUGUCAUGUCGGUCAACCUGUUCAUGUCGGCAUUUGCCUCGGCUCUUGGUUUCGCCUGGGUUCCCCUCUCUGAGGACCCCCUCCUUGUCUGGAACUACGCCUCGAUUGCCAUCAUCGCCUUCAUUGGUGGUCUCGCAUUCUGGUUCUGCUUCAAGCACCUCGACUCGCAGGAGGACCAGCUCAACGCCCUCAAGAAGACCAAGUAUGUGGGCAAGAACCAGCCUACCGCUGCCGAGCAGCAGAAGCUGGGUGCUCCCGCUUACGACGAGAACCCCAAGGUCUAAAUGCACCUACGUGGGGGAUGUAAUGUGUCUGGUUUUAUCAUCAUUUAAUCGCGUAUACCAUUUGUGUUCGGAGCGCUCGCUGAAGGCGUGUUAUGUGUGGGCUUAGGGUUUCUAAUGUCAUGGUUAUGAAACGAACUGAUAGUUGCGCAUUUUGAGCAAUGCGAAAAAAAAUAUUAUUUAUAUAUAUACAAAUCUCGAAGUCAAGUCUUUGAUACGUGCCA
Molecule: messenger RNA, 2703 nt
Organism: Pyricularia oryzae 70-15
Lineage: Eukaryota; Fungi; Ascomycota; Sordariomycetes; Magnaporthales; Pyriculariaceae
Product: peptide transporter PTR2
Exons: 1
Coding region: 608-2482 (624 amino acids)
Biological process (GO): transmembrane transport
Cellular component (GO): membrane
Molecular function (GO): dipeptide transmembrane transporter activity
Source: RefSeq, a predicted model, not a curated record